AUGCCGAUUGACUUGUGCAAGACGCCAUGGAACGUCCAGAAGAUCUGUGAGGAGGCCACCUUGAAGGAGUUGAAUGCCGAUCUCCGGCGCGCGGUCACGCGCGGCGAGUCCGUGCCGAAGGAGUACAAGUUGCAGGCACCUGGUGAGGAGGUGCAGCUCCAGGGCAUGCGCCGGCACGAGGGCCUGAAUGGGCGCCAGGGCGAGGUUCUUAGCCGCAUCGCGGAUGACCAGGGCUUCCUCCUCGUGCGUGUGCAGAUGGAGGACGGGGCCGCCAAGAACAUGCGCGUGCAACCGCGAUGCCUAAAGCCCAUCCGGCAUCCGAAGGACAAGCGAACGCGGGGAGCGCGCCUGGCGGGGUUCGUUGAUCUGCAGCACGGCAUGGACCCGGAGGUCGCCAUGUCUGCCUUUUCCUCGCGGCCGCCCACGGCAGCUAGCACCACGGUGCCAAGUGUGGCCCGAACACAGGAGGGCUUCCUGCCGGAGGUCCUGAAGCCAAAGACUCCCAUCCCAGAGCAGCUUCCAGUUGUCGCCUACCUCUUGAAGCAUGCCGUGGACAUCCAUGCCUGUGACGGCGAAGGCACGCCCGGCAUACUUCCUCUGCUUCUUGGCUCGAUCCUGUGUUUGGAAGAAGCGAGAGAGCGUAUACGAAGCGUCCAGGAUUACGAGCUGAAGCGUACUGUGGCCACAGCCUUCCAUGUCCUCUUCCUCUCCUUCGCCGCCUACCGCGACUGCCAGAUGCGGAAGCAGGGCUGGUGGAAGGAGGAGUACUUCCUCACCCGCGACGCCGCGCACGCGCAGGCUCUGAAGAUCAAGCUGCACGUCCGCUUCCGCGCGGUGCUGUGCUCGGCUGCGAAGGCAAUUCGAGCGAAGGAAGGCACUUCGUGGCUGUCGAAGCAGCUGGGCGUACAGUUCGUGAGGACCGCUGCUGCUGACCGUCUGUACCUCACCGAGCUGGACGUGCAGUUUAUGCUUCUGCACAUGUACCAGGUGACCUUCGCCACAGAGGAGUCCGCAUGGACGCGCAAGCGGAAUGCCGACUUCCUGGCUUUGCAGCUCAAGGUGCAACAGGCAAUAACCACGGCCUACAGCGAUUUCGUCUCCAAGCCCAGCGUUUGCCAGCGCUUCUGCGUUUUGCUGGGUCACAUCCAGCCGCACACGUCCGUGCUGUCCUACUCCCUCGUGACGCGCUGCCUCCUCCGCGCCUGCGUGGUGGUGGCCAACAUCUUCGGACGCGUCGCGCUCUCGGUGGUCUAUUUCCUUGUGAACGCAGACAGCCGGGCCAGAAUCACUGCUGCCUCGUGCGCGUCUGCGGGCAAAAGGCAGUACGUCGAUGACGUUGCCCGGGGCAUCUUCCUGCAGAUCCUGUUCAGCUGCAUCUCAAGGAUGCUCCUCCUUCUCUGGACAGCCGGGAUGAUGCUCUUUCACAGCCGCGAAUUCAAGCAGGACCACGAGUGGGACACUGAGUCGCGGCGACAGCAGGUCGUGCGAUGGUGGAUCCGCGAUGCAGUUUUCGCAGCCCUCAUCCUGCUCUACUCGGUGCUUUGCGGCACCCUCGGCGCGGCUUACGUCGCCAGCGCCUCCGACGAGGAUGGGCAGCGCUGGCUCGUGAGUUUUGCGACCAUGGUGCUGCUCACCGCACUCGGAGAGCCCUUGGUCAAGAGCCUGCUGUGUGCAGUCGUGGCCGGCGCUUCCAUUAAGGAAGAAGGAGGCCUGCGCCUACAGGACUGCCUCGCGCUCGAGGUUGGGGUAGGGCCAGAGAGGACGGGGCUCUCUGCCAUCACGGAGGUCGACGAGGCGCCAUCACCUCCCGACUGUGGAUUGCCAAUCCCCCACCGGGGCGCCAGCAGAUCAGAUCUGGCAGCGCAGAGUGACGGAAUCAAGCAGUUCCCAGGGGCCGCAGCUGGCGCCACAGCUGGUGCGGCUGGCGGCGGUGCGUCUUCGCCCAUUCCCUCAGGAAAAAGCAGCCACAGCGUGGCUUCGCCUCCGAAGCCUCGUGGGGGUCGGGAGAGCUGGCGGGCACGCAGGCCGAGUGAGCAGCCGACCGACUCGAGCCCCGUUUCGCCUAUCCAGGUAGGAGAAGUCUCACCUACGCCAUAG
This is a messenger RNA of Symbiodinium natans, 2097 nucleotides long. The record is from the annotation of a GenBank genome assembly. Lineage: Eukaryota; Dinophyceae; Suessiales; Symbiodiniaceae.